This is a messenger RNA of Ostrinia furnacalis (Asian corn borer), 767 nucleotides long. RefSeq lists its product as uncharacterized. Lineage: Eukaryota; Metazoa; Arthropoda; Insecta; Lepidoptera; Crambidae. Bases 217 to 627 code for a protein of 136 amino acids. The record is from RefSeq and is a predicted model, not a curated record. The transcript has 2 exons.
UUCCCACCACUUUAGUAAGCCUUCAUCUUGCAAGCGAGGAUGACGUUUUUAUAAUCCUGCGCGUGCGCACCUCUCCUUUCACAGUUGACAACUCGUGUGACAUUGUGAUUCUGACAUUACUAAACUCAUAAACUGGUUAUAGUAAUUGACAACUCGUGCUACAUUGUGAUUCUGAGAUUUUUCUUUACACUACUAAAUUGGGUGACUUUUAGAAGCAUGGCCAAAAUUUUGUGUUGUUUUCUUUGCAUUUGUGUGUUUUCUUCGACAGCUGUACCGAGUUAUAUUGACUUUAACAAUUUGAAAGUAUACAGGGACAGUGAGCACAGUGCUAGCAAUGUUAAAAUAAUCACAAGUGCUAAAUCUCAAAAUUUAGGCUCAAAAACAGUCAAUACAAAUGACCUAGUUGUAGAUAAUGGACAAGUAAAGCAACUCUACCGGCCAAUAGAUGUAAUUAGUAAAGGGACACUUCUUGGGACACUGUCCCAGUCUCAAGAAACCAGUAGACCGAAGAGGAACACCAUUCUAAGCGGAGUCUGCCCUUACGGACAAGUCCUGAAGCCCUUUCCAUUCGGAUGUGUAACAUGUGAACAGUAUGAAGAAUGGACUGGCUUGAAAUGUUCCGAAUAACAGAGUUUCAUAAACAAAUAAGAAGAAACAGAGGACAUAAUGCAAGACGACGGAAUAACAAAGGACAGUCAACUUGUCUGAUGAUAGAAAUAAGUACUCUGGAAUCGUUUUAGUCAAAGAUGCGAUUCUUUUUUUUUUUU